Messenger RNA from Cordyceps militaris CM01, 2667 nucleotides. Its product is annotated as voltage-gated chloride channel. Gene Ontology annotation, molecular function: voltage-gated chloride channel activity. NCBI's taxonomy places the organism in Eukaryota, Fungi, Ascomycota, Sordariomycetes, Hypocreales, Cordycipitaceae. Gene Ontology annotation, biological process: intracellular copper ion homeostasis; intracellular iron ion homeostasis; transmembrane transport. The coding region runs from base 1 to 2667 and encodes 888 amino acids. The transcript has 4 exons. The record is from RefSeq and is a predicted model, not a curated record. Gene Ontology annotation, cellular component: Golgi apparatus; early endosome; membrane.
AUGUGGUGGUGCGUGGGUCUGCACUUCCACCAACCGCGAAGCCCCUGUAACAUUGCGCAACCUACAACCAACCUUCUGCAAUCCGGUCCUUCGGUCAAGCCCCCAGCUACAUCCGUCUUAUCUUGGUCGAGGCUGCCCCGCAACAAUGGUCCGGCUGCUGAGAAGAUGAAAUCCCCGACAGCAUCAUUCCGGUCGCAGCCUGGGCGGCGGCCGUCCAUCAGCUCCCGGCUAUCCUUUGCGGUGUCGCAUGCCGAGUCUGGAGAGGCCAUCGGCGCCACCGUGCCCGCGCAGGUGCAAAUCGCCGAAGAAAUCGCCGAGAUUAAGCGAUACGAAGACUUUACCACCAUAGACUGGGUGCAGGACGCCGCCCGCGAACAAGCGAGACGAAAAGCGAAACAACGCCGCGCCGCUGGCCUGUACGCCCAGGGGCAGACGACCUGGCGCCAUCGAUUGUCACAGACAUAUGAUGCUGCGCAAGGAUGGAUCGUCGUCACCAUCAUUGGGGCGGCCAUUGGCCUGAAUGCAGCAUUCUUAAACAUCAUCACUGAAUGGCUGGCUGAUAUCAAGCUGGGCCACUGCACAACCGCAUUUUACCUCAACGAAAACUUUUGCUGCUGGGGCGAAGACAAUGGUUGCGAUCGAUGGCACAAAUGGACCGGCUUUGGCCCAAUUAAUUACUUUGUCUACAUGGCCUUCGGGACCAUAUUUGCUUUUAUAUCUGCCACCUUGGUCCGAUCAUUUGCGCCCUAUGCGGCUGGCUCAGGCAUUUCGGAAAUCAAGUGCAUCAUCGCAGGCUUUGUCAUGAAGGGCUUCCUCGGAUUCUGGACCCUCAUCAUUAAAUCUAUUGCCCUGCCGCUAGCCAUUGCCUCUGGACUCUCCGUUGGAAAAGAAGGCCCCAGUGUGCACUAUGCCGUCUGCACCGGCAAUGUUAUUUCACGACUGUUUACAAAGUACAAGAACAAUGCCUCCAAAACGCGAGAGAUUCUCAGCGCCUGUGCUGCUGCAGGCGUGGCCGUUGCCUUUGGCAGUCCUAUCGGAGGCGUGCUGUUCUCUCUCGAGGAAAUGUCCAGCUACUUUCCCCUCAAGACCAUGUGGCGCAGCUACUUUUGCGCCCUGGUUGCUACUGCUGUUCUCUCAGCAAUGAACCCAUUCCGAACGGGACAACUUGUCAUGUUCCAGGUCAAAUAUGACCGCGACUGGCAUUUUUUUGAAAUUUUGUUCUACAUCAUUAUUGGUAUAUUUGGUGGCCUGUAUGGUGCCUUCGUGAUCAAGUGGAACCUGCGAGCACAAGCGUUUCGGAAGAAGUAUCUCAGCAACUAUGCGAUCCUGGAAGCUACUUUGCUUGCCGCUGGAACUGCUCUGCUUGCGUACCCAAACGUCUUUUUGCGUAUUGACAUGACUGAGAGCAUGGAAAUCCUCUUCCUCGAAUGCGAAGGCGGCGAGGACUACCAGGGCCUCUGUGAUGCGGACAAGCGCUUUUGGAAUAUCAUGUCGCUCAUCACUGCUACCGUCUUGCGAAUGUUUCUGGUCAUUAUCUCAUACGGCUGCAAAGUGCCCGCUGGUAUCUUUGUCCCCUCCAUGGCUAUCGGCGCAUCUUUCGGACGAACAGUCGGCAUCAUUGUUCAGGCAAUUUACGAAGCAAACCCAACCAGCGUUUUCUUCUCGGCUUGCAAGCCCGACGAACCCUGCAUCACACCAGGUACCUACGCGUUUUUGGGCGCAGCUGCUGCCCUGAGUGGCAUUAUGCACAUCACUGUCACCGUGGUGGUGAUUAUGUUUGAGCUUACGGGCGCUCUGACCUACAUCUUGCCAACUAUGAUUGUGGUCGGCGUCACAAAGGCCGUGAGCGAGCUCUUUGGAAAGGGCGGUAUUGCCGAUCGCAUGAUUUGGUUCAAUGGAUUCCCAUUCCUGGAUAGCAAAGAGGAUCACAACUUUGGCGUGCCAGUUUCGCAGGUCAUGCGCUCCUCGGUGGUCUCGCUUCCUGCAAGCGGUCUAGCACUAAGUGAGGUGGAAGAACUUUUGGUCGACGAUAAAUACCAGGGUUUCCCGAUUAUUACGGAUAGCAACACCAAGAUUUUGGUCGGUUACAUCGGCCGCACGGAGCUGAGAUACGCGAUCGAUCGCAUCCGACGUGAACGGCCUAUGAGUCCGUCUGCGCGAUGCCUUUUUACGCCACCACCCCCAGCCAACUCGGCAACCUCAGUUUCUACAACUGUCACUAUGAAUAUGGAUUCCAUGUCCUCCACGUCUAUAGACUUUGGUCGUUACGUUGAUGCCACACCAGUCACUGCGCAUCCACGGCUCCCCCUCGAAACAGUCAUGGAGCUGUUUCGCAAGAUUGGGCCCCGUGUUAUCUUGAUCGAAUACCAUGGCAAGCUGGCUGGGCUUGUCACCGUCAAGGACUGCCUCAAGUACCAAUUCAAGGUGGAAGCCGAGGAGAACCCAAAGGAUGACCAGCACAUUAUAGAGGGACAGGAGCAGUUAUGGGGCGUUAUUCGUCGCGCCAGCACUUGGAUAUCCGAUCGUAUACUGAGCGCUUCCAGAGGCAGGAUUCGUCUAAGCGGGCAGUUCGACGAAGAAAGGCCAAGAAACCGAGGUGGCGCGAUCCUGGAUGGUGACGAAGACGUUGGCGAUGAGGGGGUGGAAAUGGAAAGACGCCAAUCCUAA